GCCUGGGCUAUGCCAGAGUGACAAGACCGACAAGACAGAACAAUUAGAUGAUGAUGUCAUUGCCGAAAGAAACCGAAUUUUAAAUACAGACAUGCAGCUGUUAUCUCAGACAGAUGCGCUGAUUUUAAAGAAAGUCGGCGAUGAGGCAGAGCAGGAGUCCUUUUCAGCCGUGGACUACAUCAGUUUGGGUAUCCAAAAAGGUGAAUGCUUCUGCCUGCUAGGGCCCAACGGAAGUGGGAAGUUAGCGCUGUUUAAGCUACUUUACAACGACCUCAGUUGUUCUAGUGGCGAUGUUUACUACAGCGGAAUUAAAUUUAAAAUCAGCUCCUCUAAAAUCUAUCAGAAUAUGGGUUACUGUCCCCAACAAGAUGGUUUCCAUGGUGAUCUGACAGGACGAGAGUCCCUUCAGCUCUACGGGCGGUUGAAAGGAAUUCCAAAAGAAAACCUUCAAGAGGUCAUCAAUGUCCUACUUAAACAAGUUAUGCUGGAAGCACAUGCUGAUAAACUGGCAAAAUAUUACAGUGUAGUCGAUAAACGUAAAUUAUCCAUUGCGAUUGCGUUGAUUGGGAAUCCCCAAUUUCUAUUAUUGGACGAUCCGACAUCUGGUAUGGAUAUGAAGGAAAAGAGGAUGGUCUGGAGCAUGCUGCAAGACAGAAGAGCACAGGGCUGUACCAUAGUUUUAUCGUCCCAAUGCAUGGAGGAGUGUGAGGCCCUGUGCACCCGUCUGACCAUCAUGGCUCAGGGCAAGCUCCUGUGUCUGGGCACCCCCCAGCACCUCAAGACAAAAUACGCCCAAGGUUUGACCAUCAUUGUACAUCUGAAACCUCAACCUGGACAUGCCAUGGAUGAAGUGAUCAAAUACUUGAAGGAACUCUUUGAUCAGAUAGAGAUAUUCAACCAACUGGACACCUACCUCCACCUUCAAGUCCCAGCAGAAAUGUUUCCUCCCUCUGUAGUGUUUGACAAGAUGGAGACAGCCAAGAAAGAUCUCGACCUUGAACAUUACACCAUACAGCAGGCAUCACUGGAACAAGUUUUUCUCAUGUUGUUGAAUAAAACUAAAACACCAAACACAACAGAACGGGCUGGGUCAAAACUUUCUGACAAUGAUAAGCACAGCACUGUUUUGUAGCUACACUUAAAAUAGACUGUACUGUAACUCAGUAUACAAUUACAACAGUU
Messenger RNA from Physella acuta, 1182 nucleotides. RefSeq names its product phospholipid-transporting ATPase ABCA3-like. Lineage: Eukaryota; Metazoa; Mollusca; Gastropoda; Physidae. Gene Ontology annotation, biological process: transmembrane transport; lipid transport. Gene Ontology annotation, cellular component: membrane; intracellular membrane-bounded organelle. The record is from RefSeq and is a predicted model, not a curated record. Gene Ontology annotation, molecular function: lipid carrier activity; ABC-type transporter activity; ATP hydrolysis activity.